AUGCAAUCCGCUCUUUUGCGCGCCCGCGCGCCCGUUUCGCGCGUGCAAUCGCUUGCUUGCCGCAUUCCUAGCUCUAGCUCGCGGGCUAUGGGCACCUAUGCCACUUUCAAGGUUCCUCAGAUCAACAAUGAGCCCAACAAACACUAUAUUCCCGGUUCCGCCGACCGCAAGGGUCUUGAGGAUGCAUUGGCGUCAUAUAAGUCCAAGGCUCCUUUAAGUGUGCCUUUGGUUGUUGCUGGCAAGGAGAUCAAGAGCUCCCAGACUUUCACUCAGACUAACCCUGCCUCCCAUGCUCCUCUGGCAACUUACUCCAAUGCUUCCAAGGCCGACGUGCAGUCUGCCAUUGAAUCUGCUCUCGCUGCCCGCAAGUCCUGGGCCGACACUCCCUUCGCCGAGCGUGCCAGCAUCUUCCUCAAGGCUGCUGAUUUGAUCGCUACAAAGUACCGUUACGAUAUUAUGGCAUUGACCAUGCACGGACAGGGCAAGAACGCCUGGCAAGCCGAGAUUGACUCCGCCGCCGAGCUCUGCGAUUUCUUCCGAUUCGGUGUCAAGUACGCCGAGGAGCUCUACGCUCAACAGCCCGCUCACCACGCUCCGGGUGUGUGGAACCGUCUUGAAUACCGCCCUCUUGAAGGUUUCGUCUACGCUAUCAGCCCCUUCAAUUUCACUGCCAUUGGUGGUAAUCUGGCUGGCGCCCCUGCACUGAUGGGUAACGUCGUUAUCUGGAAGCCCUCGCCUUCCGCCAUUGCCUCCAACUGGCUCGUUCACCAGAUCCUCCUCGAGGCCGGUCUGCCCAAGGAUGUCAUCCAGUUCGUUCCCGGUGAGGCUGAGGAGGUCACCAGCACCGUCCUAGAAAGCCGCGAAUUCGCCGCUCUCCACUUCACUGGUAGCACUGAUGUCUUCCGCAUGCUAUACGGCAAGAUCUCCCAGGGUGUGGCGGACGGCAAGUACCGCAGCUACCCUCGCAUUGUUGGCGAGACCGGCGGAAAGAACUUCCACUUGGUUCACAAGUCUGCCGAUGUGCGCAACGCCGCAGUCCAGACCGUUCGCGGUGCCUUCGAGUUCCAGGGCCAAAAGUGCAGCGCCACCUCCCGCGCCUACAUCGCGUCUUCCAUCGCCGAGGACUUCGUCCAGCAGGUCGUGGCCGAGGUGCAGCAGAUCCAAGUUGGCGAGCCUUCCGAGUUCACCAACUUCUGCGGUCCCGUAAUCCACGAGGGUUCCUUCAACAAGCUGGCUGGUGUUAUCGAUGAGGCCAAGAACGACCCCGAGCUUGAGCUCCUGGUUGGUGGAUCUUACGACUCCUCCAAGGGCUGGUACAUUCAGCCUACCGUCUACCGUACCUCUAACCCGGACCAUCCUCUUCUGUCUCGUGAGCUCUUCGGUCCCAUCCUUGUUCUGCACUCCUACAACGACGCCACCGAGGCCGACUUCACCAAGAUUUGCGACAAGAUCGACACCACCGGUAACUACGGUCUCACCGGAUCUGUCUUCGCCCAAGACCGUGAGGCCAUCCAGGUUGCCGACGAGGCCCUCCGCAACGCCGCCGGUAACUUCUACAUCAACUGCAAGAGCACUGGCGCCGUUGUCGGCCAGCAGCCCUUCGGUGGUGCCCGUGCCAGUGGAACUAAUGAUAAGGCUGGCAGUGCCAACCUCAUGUCCCGCUUUGUCAGCUUGCGCUCCAUCAAGGAGGAGUAUGUUCCCACAUACACCGUUGCCUACCCCAGCAACGCCAACUAA
Molecule: messenger RNA, 1737 nt
Organism: Penicillium nucicola
Lineage: Eukaryota; Fungi; Ascomycota; Eurotiomycetes; Eurotiales; Aspergillaceae
Gene: prnC
Product: delta-1-pyrroline-5-carboxylate dehydrogenase prnC
Exons: 3
Coding region: 1-1737 (578 amino acids)
Cellular component (GO): mitochondrial matrix
Molecular function (GO): L-glutamate gamma-semialdehyde dehydrogenase (NAD+) activity
Source: RefSeq, a predicted model, not a curated record